Molecule: messenger RNA, 1422 nt
Organism: Temnothorax curvispinosus
Lineage: Eukaryota; Metazoa; Arthropoda; Insecta; Hymenoptera; Formicidae
Product: methionine aminopeptidase 1
Exons: 7
Coding region: 65-1276 (403 amino acids)
Biological process (GO): proteolysis
Molecular function (GO): metalloaminopeptidase activity
Source: RefSeq, a predicted model, not a curated record
CCUACGCUACUCGACGUUACACACGACACACGACACUACGACCAGUAGAAAAAUUUAAUUAAUAAUGUCGAUAGCGCUCGGAAUGUGCGAGACACCCGGCUGUAACGCCGUUGCGAGUCUGCAAUGUCCAACUUGCUUAAAAAUCGGCAUUCAGGGUUCAUAUUUCUGCAGCCAAAAUUGUUUCAAAGGUAGUUGGAAAACGCAUAAAGUUAUCCAUCAAUUGGCGAAGGGAGAAAAUGGAAACAAAGUUAUAACCGACCAUUAUAAUCCUUGGCCAACCUACAAUUAUACCGGGAAAUUACGGCCGUAUAAAAGGGAGCAACGUAGAGAGGUUCCCGAGCGUAUUGCUCGGCCAGACUAUGCCUUACAUCCAGCUGGGAUACCACUCAGUGAACAAGCUGUAAAAGGUUCUGGCCAGAUAAAAAUUCUCGACGAUGAAGAAAUCGAAGGCAUGAGAGUCGCGUGCAAGCUCGGCCGAGAAGUCUUGGACGAAGCUGCAAAGACGUGUGAUAUUGGUGUUACAACCGCCGAAAUUGAUAGAGUUGUGCACGAAGCUUGCAUCGAGAGAGAUUGUUACCCAUCGCCGUUAAAUUAUUAUCAAUUUCCUGCCAGCUGUUGUACUUCUGUCAACGAAGUGAUUUGCCAUGGUAUACCUGAUACUCGACCCUUGCAGGAUGGCGAUAUUUGUAAUGUUGACGUUACGGUGUAUCACAACGGCUUUCACGGAGAUUUGAACGAGACCUUUUUAGUGGGUAAUGUAAAACCGGAAGUAAAAAAGUUGGUGGAAGUGACAUAUGAAUGCUUGUCCAAGGCCAUUGACAUUGUAAAACCUGGUGAGAAAUACAGAGAGAUUGGCAAUGUCAUACAAAAGCACGCGCAGGCGCAUGGUCUCAGCGUGGUUCGUAGCUAUUGCGGCCAUGGAAUUCAUCGUUUGUUCCAUACCGCGCCAAAUGUGCCACAUUAUGCCAAAAAUAAAGCGGUAGGUGUUAUGAAACCUGGGCACUGCUUCACAAUCGAGCCAAUGAUAUCCCAAGGUACGUGGAAGGACGAAACAUGGCCCGACAAUUGGACUGCCGUUACAUUGGAUGGUCAAUGGUCAGCGCAAUUUGAGCAUACGCUUUUAGUAACGGAGACCGGCUGCGACAUUCUCACGAAACGGCUUGCAAAUGACGCAACCUUUCCUUCUUGCAAAUGUAUAAUAAGGACGAAAAAAGAAAUAAACGGUACAAUUGAGUUACCCUUGCAAUUUUGCGUAGAGGUAUCUGGAUCUAUGUAGCAAAACUUAUCUUACGGUGCACGAUAAUUUUGAAUAUUAAAUUUUUAAUUUUGCCAAGUUUUCACAAGGCGACAGAAAGUUAAAGAUAUAUAAGAUACCUAAUAAACUAAUCAUUUGUACUUGGAGUAAAGUAUCAGUUACAUGUA